Messenger RNA from Carassius gibelio (silver crucian carp), 4360 nucleotides. RefSeq names its product glial cell derived neurotrophic factor a (gene gdnfa). Gene Ontology annotation, molecular function: growth factor activity; glial cell-derived neurotrophic factor receptor binding; receptor tyrosine kinase binding. NCBI's taxonomy places the organism in Eukaryota, Metazoa, Chordata, Actinopteri, Cypriniformes, Cyprinidae. The record is from RefSeq and is a predicted model, not a curated record. Bases 531 to 1226 code for a protein of 231 amino acids. The transcript has 3 exons. Gene Ontology annotation, biological process: positive regulation of branching involved in ureteric bud morphogenesis; peripheral nervous system development; negative regulation of neuron apoptotic process.
CAGAGACGCGCGAGUGGAUCAUGACCGCUGUCUGCUGCUGCUGACAGAUAUCAGUCACAUACAGUCGCGCUGCACUUUCAGCUGAUCCGUGCGGAUAUAUCAAACAUUCACCUGGAUUUCAUCACCUGUGCGUCGCUUCUCGGAGGCAGAAUGCGGCGCGCUUUAAUAGACACGGGAAACUAUUACAGUUAGUUCGGAUCCGGAUCUGCGUCUUCGGGAUCCCGAUGUCUUCGUAUGAGCCGCUGCUGCUGGUUUUCUCUCUCGUUACAGACGCGGCAGCAUCACGGUUCCGCGCGUCGCGUCGCGCACGGCGCGUCAUUUGGACACUCCGGACCUUCUGCGCACGCUUCAUUGGGAUCUAGCGGAUAACGUUGUGAAUGGACCUGGAAUUGUGAUCGUUUUGAGGAUAACGCACGGAUUUUAUCCUCUGGAUCUUUGGAUGUUUCCUGAUUUACUGAGAAUUUGGCUUUUCUGAAGCUCCGGUCUGUAUGGACCACAUUUAAGCUUCCCUCAAAGGAACUGAGUCUAAAAUGAAGUUAUGGGACAUACUAGCCACGUGUUUGUUGCUCCUGAGCUCCGUUUCCGCACGUCCCGUCUUCCACAAGCUGCAGCCAUCCAAAAGAGCUGUCAUCCGCAGUGAGACGCCCGCUCUGGACCCCAUCAUCAACUCCCAACCUGAAACCGUGCACCUAAAACAAGCCUCCAUGGAGGAACAAUAUGACGUGAACGGCUUUUACCCGGAGCAGUUCGAGAACGUGAUGGACUUCAUCGAAGCCACGAUCGGCCGACUGCGCAGAUCCUCCGACGCAGAUUCGCAAACCAAGCGGGACAGAGGCCGACAGAAAGGAGCAACAAACACCGAGAGGAGCAGCCGGAAGAGGAGUCGUGGACGAGGCCGUAAGGAAGGCAGAGACGACAGGGUCAAAGGUCAAGGGCGUGGGUGUCUGCUGAAAGAGAUCCACCUCAACGUCACAGACCUGGGCUUGGGUUACAGGACCAAAGAGGAGCUGAUCUUCCGCUACUGCAGCGGCCCGUGUUUCGACGCCGAGACCAACUACGACAAGAUCCUCAACAACCUCACCCACAACAAGAAGCUGGACAAGGAGACGCCGUCUCGGACUUGCUGUCGGCCCGUCGCGUUCGACGACGACGUCUCGUUUUUAGACGACAGCUUGGAAUACCACACUCUGAAGAAGCAUUCGGCUAAAAAGUGCGCUUGUGUUUGACGGACGAAACCAGCGCAGUGCAACAAAUUAUUUUCUUACUUAGUACUUCUGUGUUGUUUUCUAGUAUAAAUGUCUUAACGUUCUUGGAUCAAGAUUUAUUUACUUGACAAGUGAAUUUAUUUAAGAUGUGUGACCCUGCAGUAGAAAAUCAGAUUUAAGUCUCUGGGGUAUAUUUGUAGAAAUAGACAACAAUUCAUUGUAUGAGUCAAAAUUAUAAUUUUCUCUUUUAUAUAAGAGAAAUUAAGUAAAGAUCAUGUUCCAUGAAGAUAUUUAGUAAAGUUCCUACAGUAAAUAUAUAAAAACGUAAUGUUUGAUUAGUAAUAUGCAUUGCUAAGAAUUAAUUUGAACAACUUUAAACAUGAUUUUCUCAAUAUUUAGAUUUUUUUGCAUCAUCAGAUUCCAGAUUUUAAGCCAAAUAUUGUCCCUUACAUCAAAGGAAAGAUUAUUUAUUCAGCUUUGAGAUAAAUUAAACCAUUAUGACUGGUUUUGUGCUUCAGGGUCACAAAACAAGACAUAUCAUCUUAAAUCAUUUUACUUGUACAUUAAAUGCAUCUCGAUUCAAGAACGUUACGAUAUUUAUACUAGAAAACAAGAGUAAAACACUAAAUAAGAGCGUGAUUUUUUGCAGUGUGUGAAACGCUUCAGACUGGGUCGCAGGACUCUUGGAAGGAGAUCUCAGAUAUAUCCAGUAUUCACUUUGUUACCAAACCACACGGUUCAUCCAGAAACAACAAGACUCGUCUGCAGUGGAUUAUCACGUUUACACCGAGAACCACAACCACAGACUCCAGGUCUUUAAUAUCCAGAAAGCUAUCUCUAUAUAUAUAUAUAUAGUAUAUAUGAAAAUGUAUUUAUUGAGAUUUAAUUAAGUUAUUGUUAUUUAUUGCAAUCCAUUGUAUUAGAGUGUUUGUUUCUCUUAUUUAUUUAAGGAGGGGGUUUUUUGUUCUCUAUCUUGGAUGGUGCCAAAUCUGAGCAUGAGUUUUUCAAGAAACCGUUCACGAUUCGUCAUUUAUUCAAGCUAAUGUCGUUUCAAAGGUCAUGUGACUCACAAAACGAGAGGUUAAGGUGCGAUGGAUAGAAAGAUAGAUAUAUUGCCCACCAAAUUUAGCCAAAAUUUCACUAUUAUGCUCAGAUCUUUAAAAAAAAAAAAAAAAAAAUUCAGAUAUUAUGUAUGCAAAAAAUUUACAAUUAAUAAUGAAUAUAUAUUUUUAUUUUUACUAUUAAUAAUUACUUCUCAUGGUCUCAUGGUCAAACAUGGGGACUGCUAUUCUUUUUUUCCAAGUAAAAUUUAUGAAAAAAUAAAAGUAUAAUAUUUAUUUAAAAAUAUAUAAACAAAUUAGAACAAACAAUUAUAUAAAAUAUAUUAAUAUUUUUCUAACAUUUUAUAUUUCAUAUAUUUUUGUUGUGUAUAUAUUUAUAUAUGAAAUGUUUUAGAUCUGAGCAUUUUAGUAUUUUAUAUUUUUAUAUAUUAUAUAUUAAUUAUUCCAAAACAAGUCACACAGAAAACACUUUUAAAAUCAAGCAGAUUAUUAUUGGUCUGUGUGUCAAAAAUUAGACAACCAGCUUGAACCCAUUGCAAAACCUGCACGGGGAAAUUUUUCACCCCUUCCCGUAAAUCCCAAUUAAAACCGAUGUAUUUUCCCAUAAAACAAUCUAAACAGUAAAUGUGACCGAAACCUUUGGGCAGAUGUUAAGAGAUUCUAGUAGUUUCCAUUCAGUGAAGUUAGUCAUUUUUCACAAUUAAGAUGUGUGAAUAUAACUUGUGCACGAUAUUCAAACUCUUCUGAAGUCAUAUGAUUGAUAUGCAUGAGGAACCAACCCAAAUUUAAGACGUUUUUCAAUGCAAAGUUAAUCUCUUAAAGCUUAGUGUCAAACACAUUGAAAAAGAAAAGGUAUAUUUAGACCCUUGUGCCGUUUGAAAUCUCUGAAUCCAAACCUCACUGUUUUUUUGCAUUGCAACGUGUUCAAGUUUAAAAAAUGCAUGAGAUUUGAGAGCUACAUGAACGGCAACUAAAAUGUGUGUUUGUUCCUCAAAACAAAGCAUCGCACCACUUCAGAAGACUUGGAAAAUAAUGCAAAAGCCUUGUUAUGAUGCUAUGAGAAUGUCAUUUUGCAUUCAAUCUCAUUUUGGUUUGACAGAACAAGGUCAAAUGGUUUUGGAACGACAUGAGCUUGAGUAAAUCGGAGAGGAAUCUUGAGAUGACGAAAAGAAAAGCGGAUAAUUACGUCCCGUCUGUGACGUUCGGCCCCGUGCAGUCAGUGAUGGAAAAGACGCGUCUUUGGUCUCCAGCUCCACCAGACACUGCCGUCGUUUCCAACAACAAGAGAGCAGAUAAUAAGUGGGCAGAAGACCAAGUAUUAUUCUAGAAAAUAAAAAGCCGAUGUUGUUUGGCAAAAAGCGAAAGUCUUGAUUUUGUCCAUCAUUAAAACAGGCAGACAAACUGCUCAAGCCGGACCUCAGAUGGCUCGUCUCCAAUUAUAUCUUUAAAAUACGGUCUGGCCUGAUGUGUUUACAUCUCUCUGUAAUGAAAUCAGUGCCAGAGACCGCCUGCGCCGAGCCGAGCUCCACAAAUGGACUGUUUGAUCGGAGCAAAUAAUGUUACAUGUGACCUCUUUGAUCCUCUUUGGUCAGAAGCGACUGCUGAGGUCAAACCGGCCGUUUACACAUUAAUCUGUACCAGGACCCCUGUUGUUUAAGACCAUUUGUCAAAUCAGCUUUGUCUGCUCUAACCGACUUGAAAUAAACUUCUCAAACAGGAUCAGUUCUCUCAAUUGUAGAGCAAUCUGGGUCUUCGACUGUAAACAGGACCUUUCUGUGCAUUGCAUCGAGCCCAAAGUAUACUUUGUUUUUAUACGCAUCUUUGCGGUAGCUCUGUCCACCUUAACACAGACAUUUUUAUGUGAAUGUGUGAGAAAUCACGAGAAGAAUAACUGUGCAUUUAAUGGUAAAAGUGUUUGCACUACAAACCACAGUUUUCGUAAUUUUGACGUCAAUAAUCUAGCCUACAAAAGUUUAAUUCAGAACUAUUCAUUAUGGGUUUAUGUGUACUAACCACGCAUAAUCCAUCUUCCCCACAUACUAUUGUAUGGAUGAAAUGCAUAAUAUUUACAAAUUCUCUUACAGGAAAAAUAAG